AUGAAUGACCACGAGAAGACAGGGGAUGAGAAUAUUAAACAAUGGAUCUGCUUCUUUCCCUCUAUGAACUCCUCCCACACAAAAACCACAGUUGAACUCUUAAACAUACAGAUUACAUAUGAGAUUAGGGCUAACACUAUGUACCAUUGAAUCUGUUCAUUUCCAAGAUCAUAUACCUCCAGCCCUUGCUCCAGUAGCAUCGUAUUAGCUGAGGAAUACUAUGUCGAGCAAGUUAGCGACGAUGACAGGGAGGUACUGUGGAACCUAUGAAAAGCUAACUUCCCAACUGAUUUCGUACUAGGGAUUAGGGAAUGCCCAGUAUGGAUAUCAAAAAGUCCAAUGUUACGCAUGCAGAGGAAAUUAAAUGCCUAGCCAACAAAGCAUUUACAGCUCACAAAUAUGCUCAAGCUAUUAAUUUAUAUACGGAAGCUAUUGAACUCAACAAUCGGAAUGCUGUAUAUUGGGCAAAUCGAGCAUUUGCACACAUUAAGCUAGAGGAGUAUGGUAGCGCGCUAGAGGAUGCAUCGAAAGCUAUUGAAGUCGAUCCUAGAUAUUCCAAGGGUUAUUACAGGCGUGGUGCUGCUUAUCUUGCCAUGGGGAAGUUUGAAGAAGCACUUAAAGAUUUUCAGCAGCUCAAGAAGAUGUGUCCUAAUGAUCCUGACACCAUCAAGAAGUUGAAGGAAUGCGAGAAAGCAAUUGUGAAGCUUAAUUCUGAAGAAGCUGUUGCAGCUCCAGUGCCACAAACGGAUUCUGUGGCCGAUUUGCACCGUGUAGGGGCAGGUUCAAACGCAACGUCAUUGCCGCCCCAAAUGGCUAUAGUAGCAGCAGCAGUAGCAACUACAGCGAUUGCAAUUUCGACUCUCAGCACAAAAGCUGCCACAUUAGUAGCUGCAAUAGCAGUGGUGGUGCUGGUAAUCAUGGGCACACGUUGGUGGGGUGGCAGUGGAGGUGUUAUCAAUGCAAAGACUCUAGAUGUCGAACCACAGUAUUCUGGAGCAAAAAUAGAGGGAGAUAUCAUAACGUUGGAUUUUGUGAAGAAAAUGAUGGAUGAUUUCAAGAACCAGAAAUCCUUGCACAAGCGAUAUGUAUUACAGAUUCUUCAGCAAACAAAAGAAAUAUUGAAAGCUCUUCCUUCGUUAGUUGAUAUAACAAUUCCUGAAGGCAAGCACCUCACAGUUUGUGGCGAUGUCCAUGGUCAGUUUUAUGAUCUCUUAAAUAUUUUUGAGCUGAAUGGUCUGCCUUCUGAAGAUAAUCCAUAUCUGUUUAAUGGCGACUUCGUGGAUAGGGGAUCUUUUUCUUUGGAGGUCAUUCUGACCUUGUUUGCAGUUAAAUGCAUGUCUCCAUCAGCUAUACAUCUCUCUAGAGGAAAUCAUGAGAGUAAGAGUAUGAACAAAAUGUAUGGUUUUGAAGGCGAGGUUAAGACAAAGCUUAAUGGAACGUUUGUAGAACUGUUUGCAGAAGUAUUCUGUUGUUUGCCUUUGGCUUAUGUAUUGAACGAGAAGGUUUUUGUCGUUCAUGGAGGCCUUUUUAGUGUUGAUGGGGUAAAACUCUCUGACAUUAGAAGGAUAGACCGUUUUCGUGAACCUCCAGAAGAAGGAUUAAUGAGUGAAUUGCUAUGGAGUGAUCCUCAACCUUAUCCUGGAAGAGGCCCUAGUAAACGAGGCGUGGGUCUUUCCUUUGGCGCAGAUGUAACAAAAAGAUUUUUGCAGGACAAUAACUUAGACUUACUCGUUCGAUCUCACGAGGUGAAGGAUGAAGGCUAUGAAAUUGAGCAUGAUGGUAAACUCAUCACUGUAUUUUCUGCUCCAAAUUAUUGUGAUCAAAUGCGUAACAAAGGUGCUUUUAUUCGCUUUGAAGGACCCAAUAUGAAGCCAAACAUUGUCACUUUCUCUGCCGUGCCACAUCCUGACGUGAAGCCUAUGGCAUAUGCAAACUUCUUCCAGUUAUUUCAAUAGCUGACAUUAACUACUUUUACUCCAAAAUUUUACGUUCUACAGGAAUCACUCAAGAAGCUGGUGCCAAAAUGGCAAAUUCAGUACCAAUAUAUUGAUUCUUUUACAUAAAAUAGUUAUUAAUAUUUUGCCAACUGACCUGUGUAGUUAUACUGGGAAAUUCCCUUCAUUUUCUGGCCAAGGGAGGUUUUUCUUCUCUUCUUCUUCGUUUUUUUUU
Benincasa hispida (wax gourd) is the source of this 2169-nucleotide messenger RNA. Its product is annotated as serine/threonine-protein phosphatase 5-like. Gene Ontology annotation, molecular function: protein binding; hydrolase activity. The record is from RefSeq and is a predicted model, not a curated record. Lineage: Eukaryota; Viridiplantae; Streptophyta; Magnoliopsida; Cucurbitales; Cucurbitaceae.